Eublepharis macularius is the source of this 1266-nucleotide messenger RNA. It is a transcript of the gene CFAP77, whose product is annotated as cilia and flagella associated protein 77. The transcript has 6 exons. The record is from RefSeq and is a predicted model, not a curated record. Lineage: Eukaryota; Metazoa; Chordata; Lepidosauria; Squamata; Eublepharidae. Bases 269 to 1114 code for a protein of 281 amino acids.
AAGGGAGGCUCUUUCUUGGCCAGAGGCUAGAGAGAAAAUCUCCCUCCCCUAAAGCGAAGGCUCGUGGAGCAGCGGGUGAAUUGUUUUGUGGCUCCUGGUGGUGGGGGCCUUGUGGAGGAAGCCCCGCUCUCCUCCCCUGGCUUUCUCUUCUGCCUCUCCCGCCCUGAGCGGCACAGCCUGAGGGGCUUAAGGAGCCCACAACCACCCCUGCAGGCCAAAGCCGAGUCAACUGGCACUGCAGAGUGGCCCCUUUGGACCCCCAGCUGCCAUGGCGGCUGCCACUGCUGCACAGAAGCCCUCCCCCAAGGACCCCUUGCCUAGGCGGCGCAGUGUAAGCCAGAUUUGUCCCCCACCACGGCGGCCGAUGACCUUGACGGAGGUGUACCCAGGCAGCGAGAAUGAGCGGUUGGGAGUGGUCCGUGAAAGUAUGCUUCAAAAUCAUCUCAUCAAUAAGCCAGAACUUGGAAAGCCUCGCCGAAGCUGCUACACUCUCCCAGGCUUCGAUUUCAACUAUGGAUUAUAUUUGCAUGGGACUGACAGAGGGGUGCCUGAAGCAAUUGGCCACUGGAAUACAAUAAAGCCCAGAGCCCCUUCGGCGAAGGAGCGCGGUCGUGAUUACAAGACCGUGAAUCGCAAAGCAAUCAAAGAGGGUUACGUUACUGCACAUGAGCAAAAUCUAUACCGCCAGCUCAAGGACAUUCGUUUGAGUGAUAACGACGAGCGACGCUUUAAGAGGACACCUCCAAAAGUCCCUCCAGACAUGACCUAUGGAAGACCAGCACGGCCCUCCACACCCUUCUUCGACCUGCUUCAGCAUAAAUACAAAGAGAUAUGGAUGGAGCAGCAAAGAGCCAUCAUUCGAGCUCAGAAGGAGGAGAAGAAACAAAAGAAACGUAAAGGGAAAGUGUACGAAACAUACACCUGCCUGCUUCGAAAGUUCCAGCCUCCAAUGAAGAUGGAGCCACUUUGGCGCAUGCCCCACUUUCAGAAGGUAGGUCCACAUCUUUGCACCUUCCCAGAUCUGGAUGCACAAAAAAGGGCACUGGAGGUCUUCCGCUCAGAAAUCCCUGUGCGAUGUGGUCCCCUGGCAAUGGGGCUUUAUACCGCUGGCUAAACUAAGAAGAAACCACAGCAAAACGGGGGCGAGGGGGGUUGAGCCUGCUUGCACUGCAGCGUCUUGGACCCCAUGCACACAUUUUGGGUUCAGAUUUGGGGCAAGCUCCAUUCAUCUCUGUAUAGUUGAUUAAACGCACAGUUUGCAAAAUA